Molecule: messenger RNA, 3179 nt
Organism: Carassius auratus (goldfish)
Lineage: Eukaryota; Metazoa; Chordata; Actinopteri; Cypriniformes; Cyprinidae
Product: forkhead box protein D1-like
Exons: 1
Coding region: 1632-2666 (344 amino acids)
Biological process (GO): regulation of transcription by RNA polymerase II; anatomical structure morphogenesis; cell differentiation
Molecular function (GO): DNA-binding transcription factor activity, RNA polymerase II-specific; RNA polymerase II cis-regulatory region sequence-specific DNA binding
Source: RefSeq, a predicted model, not a curated record
UAGCCUUUCUAUUUAAUCCUGUUCAUCUAUUAAGAGUAAUAGCUAGCAUUCGGCUCUAUAGGCUGACUUUGUAAAAAGAAACGUGGGAAAGCAAACAGAAAGAAAAAGACAGACAUUCUCCCUAAAAGGAGGAACAACAAAUUAAACACAGCAGUAUGUUUUUUUUUAACAAACAAACAAAGAAAAACUAAAAGAUUUUGAUUCUGCGUAUUAUAAUUUAAUUUUAAUCCUGAAUGGGCUCUAUAGGCUCACUUUGUAAAAAAACAAACAUGGGAAAGCAAACAGAAAGAAAAAGACAUAUCUCCCUAAAAUGAAGAACAACAAAUUAAACAAACACUGUACAGAUGUAUGUUUUUUUUAACAAACAAACAAAUAAAAACUACAAAUGAUUUUGAUUCCGUGUGUGAUAGUUUCAUUUUAAUCCUGUUUCUAAUUAAUUUUGAUGAUAUGUGGAUACUUUUGGGUGUGCAUUUUCAAGCAACAUUAACUUUUUCAUUAACCUUUUAAUGCUUUAAUUUAAUGCUUUAAUUAUUGUCAUGUAUUGGCCUAUUUGUUUUAAUUGAGGCCUGUUUGCACGUAGGACGCUUAUCAUUUUGAAGCGCACUGCCAGUUCACUGUUCAGUGAUGUUCAAUGUGCACCUCUGGCUUUUUAUGUGGAAAAUCAUGGCAGUUCAUAAACGACCAAUAUUUCAGUACACUGUAUACAAAUAUGCUACUGGUUUACAUUUUUUUUUAUAAAAGGGAGACUGCUGCCCGACCAAAUACCAAUUGCUAUUAAUUCUGAAUAUGAAAAUGUUAGCCUUUCGGAAUAGACGCGCAUGUGCCCUGCUUUUCCAGAGCUAGAAUGCUCUUUCGUGAUCCGCGUGACUGAUGCGAGUUAACAGCUGACUUUUUUCCAUUACCAAUGGCUCGCGGAUGAUCUAGAGCACUCCCGUGUCACGCAAACUGCGAUGCGUACUGAGGCAGAUAACCGAGUGGAUGUUUUGAAGCAUUUCUGAAAUCACCAACAGUUUCAUUAUUUCCGUAUUAAACGCCAUGCACCUGAACAGACAUAUACAGUUUUGAAAAAAUAUUAUGGGUUUCAUCCUAUUAAGAGAAAUAUAACAAUAGCAGGGAGGGUCCUACCAUACAUCCUACUUACAUCUUCGAGUCAAUAGGCUUUUAAAGAAGACAGCGGUAUUUCACCCAAGAGAGGAACAUUCCCACAAAACCAGCAGAAUGAGCAGCGGUGACUGCUUAAAGAUAACAGAUGAACCUCGCAGUUCUUUAGAUUAUUUUUCAAAGACUGAUAUUUUUUUAUCUCUUCAAUAGCAAGCGGUGACGCUUUUUUGUCAUGUGAUCAGCGAGCUGGUAUAAAGCGCAUGGAAAGGUCCGCCCUCUUUGGAAUCCUGGUCUGGCCUUUAGGAGGGUCUCCCCAGACAGAAUAAGCGCGUGGAUGUUGGGAUUUGGGCGACCUCUUGAUUUCGUGCCGACAGUAAUCCAUUAAAAGCCUAUGGCACUGGUGACACAUUGGCACGUCCUCUCCGCCUCUCCCGCAUCUGCUCGGCGCGUCUUAUGAGUUCUCUCGAAUCGACAGCGCAGGCAGCACGCAGGCUCAGCACACCGUUGCCCAUCGGGGACCCGAGAGAGCCAUGACUUUGAGCUCCGAGAUGUCGGAUGCGUCUGUGCUCUCGGAGGAGACCGACAUCGACGUGGUCGGAGAGGGAGAUGAUGGUGACGGCCAGACGCGCUCCUACGUGGAUGAGGUGGCUCAGAUGCACGACGAGAUCCUGCUCGGCGGUUCACCGUCUUGUGUGGAUGGCUCCGCCGCACGGGACCCCUACAAGCCAGCAAGUAAAAACACCCUGGUGAAGCCCCCAUACUCCUACAUCGCACUCAUCACCAUGGCAAUCCUCCAGAGUCCCAAAAAGCGCCUGACGCUCAGCGAGAUCUGCGACUUCAUCAGUAACAGAUUUCCGUACUACCGGGAAAAGUUUCCAGCUUGGCAGAACUCUAUCCGGCACAACCUGUCCUUAAACGACUGCUUCGUCAAGAUACCGCGGGAGCCCGGGAACCCUGGUAAAGGCAACUACUGGACACUGGACCCAGAGUCCGCCGACAUGUUUGAUAACGGGAGCUUUUUACGCCGCCGGAAACGCUUUAAGCGCCAGCAGGCGCCUGAACUUCUCCGCGAUCACGGAGGCUUUCUCCCCGCGGCCGCUGCCUACGGCUACGGACCUUACGGUUGUGGAUACGGUCUGCAGUUGCAGUCUUAUCAUGCGCAUUCUGCGCUCCUCGCCUUUCAGCAGCAGCAGCAGCCGCCGCCCUCUUCCCGGCAUCCUCACACCGGAACUCUCAUCCCCGCGCCUUCCCUCAUGCCAAACACUAUGGAGCUCACCCGUUCUCGCUUCUAUCCUCCUCUAAGCCCCGGGCUUUCUUCCCCGAUACAGACUGCGGCUAAGUCCCCGGUUCACCGUUCACCCUUCUCCAUAGACAGCAUUAUCGGGAGCUCUUUAAGCCCUACGCACUCGCAUUGUGCCUCACGGACUUCCCCGGUGGUCCCGGUGCUUCCGCCGACCCUCGCGUCUCAGCAAUCCCCAACCCCUCUGCCGGGAGUCUUGCACGGACCGAUGUCUUUACACGAAUCCUACGCAAACCGGAUUGUCAAUGGCACUAGCGGCUGUUAAUUUUUUUUUUUUUUUUACUAAACGUCACAUUUAAAGCGAUACACUCCUGUGUUUAAGGUAGGAUUCUUUUUGUAUUGUUUGUUUCACGCAGCUGAAUGGUGCACAUUAACACGUUCGUGCCUAUAUUCAAGCUGUGAAAUAUGAAGAUAUAUUUAUGUUAACAUUUUAGUUCAAUCUAAUUUCCGCCCCCACGAACUUUUCGUUGUCGGUGUGCUAGUGAUCACUGCAUAUAGGGCGUCUCAGGACAACAUUUUAACAGGCUAUAAAAUAAAUUGUCUAAAAUGAUAUAUUUUGUGUGAAAACACAGAUGUUUUGUAGUUUGGCAAACUGAUUUUAUUAUUUGUACUUUGUAAUGAAAAUUCACAAGAGUGAAAAUCGAACAUUUUUUUAUACAACGUGUACUUCUCAGUAGCCUAAUAAACAAUGUACAUUAUUUGAUAUUGUAUACUCGGAGUGUGAUAUUUUUUACAAGGUCUGUUUUUCAUUAAUAAUAAAUAUUGUUUUGCAAAAUAA